Messenger RNA from Microcebus murinus (gray mouse lemur), 5845 nucleotides. RefSeq names its product polypeptide N-acetylgalactosaminyltransferase 4 (gene GALNT4). Gene Ontology annotation, cellular component: Golgi apparatus. Gene Ontology annotation, molecular function: polypeptide N-acetylgalactosaminyltransferase activity. Lineage: Eukaryota; Metazoa; Chordata; Mammalia; Primates; Cheirogaleidae. The record is from RefSeq and is a predicted model, not a curated record. Gene Ontology annotation, biological process: protein O-linked glycosylation.
UUUAUUCCUGUUUUCCUUUUGUCAUGAAACAAACGCUCAGCUGCUCGGAACCUUUUCCUCCAGUGCUGGCUGUGUCCCCGGGAGAACCACUGAGGACCUCUGUGGGGGUGAGAGCGGCCGGGGACUCGGGGAGCCCAGCGCCGCGGGGCGCAGGCGGGGCCACCUGUCAUCCGGCCCUCACUCCGGCCCAGCAAAAAGAGCCGCGGGUCUGUCGUUCCGGGCCUGGCAGACGACUUUCGCGAACUAACCACCAGGAGGAGUGUGUGGGAAGGGGAGGGGUUUGUCCUCGGCCCGGGGAGGGUGGGGUGUUGGCUGGAGAGUUUGUGAAAAGUUGUGAGACUAGCAGGAGGAAGUGGGGACGGAGAAGUUGGUCUGUGCCGGAGGCCGAGAACCGAAAGGUCUCUGAUGACUCCUGGAAAGCCCAGGUGGCAGGAAAGGAGCCGAGCGCCUGCAUGAAAAGAAGGACCUGCUGGGAGGUACGCUCCUACCUGAGCCGGGAGCCCAAGCUGCGGCUUCCGCAGCCCUUCCCCUGUGUAGUGGCUGGGUGGCUGCGUCUGCGCCUUAGCUGUUAGGAUCCGGAUGGCCGUGAGGUGGACUUGGGCAGGCAAGAGCUGCCUGCUCCUGGCCCUUCUAACAGUGGCCUAUAUGCUGGUGGAGCUCUUGGUCUCCACUUUCCAUGCCUCCCCAGCAGCCGGCCAUGCCAGGGAGCGGGGGUCAAGACGGCUCUCAGACCUCCAGGAACAGGCAGAGGAUUUGUCUCGCCCACUUUAUGAGAAGCCCCCUGCAGAUUCCCAUGCACUUGGGGAGUGGGGGAGAGCCAGCAAACUCCAGCUCAACGAGGGUGAACUGAAGCAGCAAGAAGAACUCAUUGAGAGAUAUGCCAUUAAUAUUUACCUCAGUGACAGGAUUUCCCUGCACCGCCACAUAGAGGAUAAAAGAAUGUAUGAGUGUAAAUCCAAGAAGUUCAACUAUAGGAGACUUCCUACCACCUCUGUUAUUAUCGCUUUCUAUAAUGAAGCCUGGUCAACUUUGCUCCGCACCAUUCACAGUGUUUUAGAAACUUCUCCUGCAGUCCUUUUGAAAGAGAUCAUCUUGGUCGAUGACUUGAGUGACAGAGCUUAUUUGAAGACACAACUUGAAACUUACAUCAGCAAUCUGGAUAGAGUUCGCUUGAUUAGAACAAAUAAGCGAGAGGGGCUGGUUAGGGCCCGUCUGAUUGGUGCCACUUUUGCCACUGGGGAUGUCCUCACUUUCCUGGAUUGUCACUGUGAGUGUAAUUCUGGUUGGUUGGAACCACUUUUGGAAAGGAUUGGUAUGGAUGAAACAAUAGUUGUUUGUCCUGUUAUAGACACCAUUGAUUGGAAUACUUUUGAAUUCUACAUGCAAACAGGGGAGCCCAUGAUUGGUGGGUUUGACUGGCGUUUAACAUUUCAGUGGCAUUCUGUCCCCAAACAUGAAAGGGACAGGCGGAAAUCAAGAAUUGACCCUAUCAGAUCACCCACCAUGGCUGGAGGACUGUUUGCAGUCAGCAAGAAAUAUUUUCAGUACCUUGGAACAUAUGACACUGGAAUGGAAGUUUGGGGAGGUGAAAACCUGGAGCUUUCUUUUAGGGUGUGGCAGUGUGGUGGUAAAUUGGAGAUCCACCCAUGUUCCCAUGUGGGCCAUGUGUUCCCCAAGCGGGCACCAUAUGCUCGCCCCAAUUUCCUACAGAAUACUGCUCGGGCAGCGGAAGUGUGGAUGGAUGAGUACAAAGAGCAUUUUUACAAUCGAAACCCUCCAGCAAGGAAAGAAGCUUAUGGUGAUAUUUCUGAAAGAAAACAACUACGAGAACGGCUGAAAUGCAAGAGCUUCGACUGGUAUUUGAAAAAUGUGUUUCCUAACUUACAUGUUCCAGAGGAUAGGCCAGGCUGGCAUGGGGCUAUUCGCAGUAUGGGGAUCUCUUCUGAAUGUUUAGAUUAUAACUCUCCUGACAACAAUCCCACCGGUGCUAACCUUUCACUGUUUGGAUGCCAUGGUCAAGGAGGCAAUCAAUUCUUUGAAUAUACUUCAAACAAAGAAAUAAGGUUUAAUUCUGUGACAGAGUUAUGUGCAGAGGUUCCGGAUCAAAAAAAUUAUGUAGGAAUGCAAAAUUGUCCUAAAGAUGGGUUCUCUAUUCCAACAAACAUUAUCUGGCAUUUUAAAGAAGAUGGUACCAUUUUUCAUCCACACUCAGGACUGUGUCUUAGUGCUUAUCGGACACCUGAGGGCCUACCUAAUGUACAAAUGAGAACUUGUGAUUCUCUAGAUAAAAAUCAAAUUUGGAGUUUUGAGAAAUAGAAGAGCACAACAGCACUUUUGUCAUGAACUGACAAUAGCUACAAGAAAGUCAAAGAGACUUCAGAGAGCCUCAGUGAAGAUUGUAUUUUAUGAGAAGUCACCCUACCAUCAUUUGUGAGAGCACUGAAAAGCUGUGGUUGAUUUUGGUAUAUUACACUGAAACUGGGUGCACAGAGUGCUGCUGUUUAAUAUUUCAAAGUGCCUUACUUAUGGAUUGUUUUAUUUAAAAGCUUUGUCAGUAUGGUCUCUUCCUUCUCCUUAAAGCAGUUGACUGUGAAUUGCAAUAUACAGAACAUUUAAAUGCCAGACUUAAUAUUAAAGAAUGUAAAAGUCCAAGGAAAAUGAGGUGUGAUUUAUGUUAAUGGGUAAGUUCACUGCACAUUCCAUUUUUCAAUAAAAUUCAUAAAUGUGCAGUUUGAGCUAUUGCUAUUUUGAAUACAUAGAUUUGAAUUUCUUUUUGCAAGCACAUUAAAUUUUAGGGUUUGGUUUACUUUUUAAUCUAAUUUUCCUCUAAUCAAAUAAAAAUCAAAGAAAGUUGAUCUUAAGAAGAAAGGCCUGGUUUUAGAUGUAUGAUUGGAAAAGGGCAUUUGUUUGAAUGUGAGUUCAGAGGUCUUUUUAACAUACAGACAUCUCAGAAAACUAUAAUCACAUCUAAGUGAAAUGGGGAGAUAUUUACAUUCCACACUUUGUACACUUGAGCUUUUGGACUUAACUGAUUUAUAUAUUGAUACCUCAAAUCGCUCUGAUUUUAUAAGCUGUCCUCUCUGUUAACCUGUUUCUUUGUGUAAGGCAUUUUCUGAUUACACUUCCUUAAGUUAUGAAUGUACUAGAAAGGGGCUCAUUCAGAAUACUGUGCCUCCUUUUGUUAAUGCCUAAUCAUUUAAAGUAAACACAACUGAAGCCUCUCUGAAGUUAAACCUAACUGUGUUUACUAAAAUGUGUGAAACUGAAAGUGGGCCAGAUUUUACAAAGGCUGUGGAACUCUUCUACAAGUUCUUGCUGAUCAGGAUAUUUAAGGAUUUUUCUUAAACAUGCAAGGAAACAAAGAUUGCCUUGACAGUUGUGAACACUGACUUCCAGCUUGUUUUCAGUACCUAGCACUGAGCCUGGCACUCAGGCAGCUUUUGGUAAGUGGGUGAAUGAAUGACUAAAUGAAUGGCUCAACUGAGGAAUGUGACUUUGGUCAAGUAAUUUGAUGUGUUUUUGCCUUAGUUUCCUCAUAUGUAAACCGUGUGUGCUGGAUUAGAUCUUGAAGAUCCCUUCCAGCUCUGAAAUGUUGAUUGUAUAUUAUGUCCUUCUCAAAGUCAGUCACCGUGCAAUCUUUUUUUUUUUUUUUUCCACAUUUGCUGACCUUUAUUCAAAGCAUGGUGCUCUCACUAUGCAAUCUUUACAACACUUUUUAUUUCUUUACUUUUGACAUAGGUACUGUUGAGCAGAUGUUCAAUCCACUUGUGAAGCUGGAAGAGAGAAAUGGUUUUAAAAAUUAAGUGAGCUGUGCUCUCCCAAAAUGGUUUAUUUCUAUGGGUUAAGAAGUUGUAGUCAGUGUUUGUAGCCAUUUCGUUUUGGCAAUUGUUGAACGAGCUUUGUUUUUAAAACCUUUAGACUCUAAUAUUUUCACUAACAAUGUAAAUAUUUUCCAAACUGCAUUAUUUGAAAAGUAAAAGCUUUUUUUUUUUUUUAAAAAAAAAAAAGUACUUUUAUUGAUUUCAUACCAAUGUUAUAUCCAGAAAUUACAGGCUGGAUUUAAAAUUAAAUUUCAAUUACUUCACUUUGAUUUAGAGUUAUGAAAAUGCAUUGUUUAAUGAAUUAGUCCACAGUAUUCAUGAGUAAAGUUGUUUUUAGUGUUUACUUGAUGACUUGGAGAGUAGGAAUUUUGUAAAAUUGAAUUUAAGAAAAUUAUUUAGGAUAACCAUUUCAAAAAACGAAAUUGCUAUGCAAUCUUGAAUAUUUCGUUUCUCUUUUGCCUCUUAAAAUGAAAAUGUGUUCAUUGUUUUUAUAAGUUAUUCAUGACCUUAAAAUUUAUCAAAGAAUGGUCCAGAUUCUGGGUCCACUAUGCUUGGCCCUGGAUUUAAUUUAAGAAGGAUUAAUAAUAAUGUAAUGCUCUGGAUUUUUCAAAAGAGAUCUCCUAAACCCACCCACUACCCUUGCCCAGUCUGCUGUUUAAAACAUUUUUCUAUUUUUUACUUUUUUAUUUUCUCUUUUUAUUUAUUUUGUUGUUGUUCUUGUUAGCCCUCAAUCAUAUGGAAGAACUAAAAUUGAUAUAUUCUGGAAGUACUUACUGGAGUUAUUUUUAUUUUAGUAUCUUGAUGUCAAAAGGGAACAAAGGCUUUUAAAAGUAAAAGCCUCUGUUAAUUCUUUAUUUACUUUUUGCCCUAAAUUGCUGAGUGUGAUCCAACAGUCUUUUAGGAAGAAAUUUUAGGCUGGUGCUUUAUUUACAUCAAUAAUUCAGAAUAGUUAGGCUAUUCAUUUUUCAAGAUAAUACAUGUAACAGAAGAAUGAAACUCUCACAUGUUUAUAUGUAGGCACAUUCCCAUUUAAUUCCAAAAUGUACUAUAAUGCUGUAUACAAAAUAUAUUUUGAUUCCCUAAUUUUAAUUUAUUAGUACCAAAGUUCUCUUUUACUGUAGACAAUUAAGAGUUGAUCUUUUAAGUUACAUGCUUAAUAACAGUUAUAGGAAAAUAUUUUGUGGGCAAGGAGUUUCAGUUCACUAUGUCAUUUAAUGUCCAAUUCUAUGAAUAGAUUUACUAUCUAAGCAUAUUUAGCAGUUAUUUUUUUAAAUAAUCUAAACAUUGAAAGGAUCUCUUUGAUUCAAAAUAACUUGUUUGUAAAAGAAAAUUUGUUUACUCACUCAGUAGUAGACUCUUGCAUAUUCAUUAUGUGUUGUCAAAUCAAAUUUUUCUAGGUUGAAGAUGAGAUUAUCUUUAAGUUGUAUAGUCUUAGUUUAGAUUCUCUAUUUUGGUUAAUAAAAUGUUUAGUUUUUACUUGUUUGUCCUUUUGAAUUGCUGUUUUAAUAAUAUUUUUAAAUGAGCACAAAUGUUGAGUUCAGAUUAAUCUCUUAAAUUUUUUUUCUGUAUGAUGCAUGAUUUCCAUCUUGUUUUCCCCUUUGGUAAUGAUAUUUGCAAUGUUGAUUAAGACAUGUAAAAUAAAAUGUAUGUCUAAUUAUUUUUGCAAAUGGAUUGUGAUGAUUUUAGUGUAUGGGAUCAUGCUCCUGUAUACACUGUUAUGAUGGUAAUAGCGGUAAGUUAAGUUUAUAAUUCUUUUAAUUGUUUGAAAAUGCAGACAGUAGCAUAUUUUUUAAAAAAUCAAGCUUCCUUUUAUUUAGCAAGGUGUCAUUAACCAGUAAGUAUUCUGAAGUGGUGUUAGCACUAUUAUUGCAUUAACUCAUGAACAAACUAGAAAUGAUCAGGGAUCUCUGGGACCCAUUGGGGCCACUAUAAAAGGAAGCAAGUGAGGGAAAGGCACGGUGGCCCUUCCCUGUAAUCCUAUCACUCUGGGAGCCUGAGGUGGGAGGAUCAUUUGAGCUCAGGAG